Messenger RNA from Propithecus coquereli (Coquerel's sifaka), 2848 nucleotides. RefSeq names its product chromodomain helicase DNA binding protein 1-like (gene CHD1L). Gene Ontology annotation, biological process: DNA repair; chromatin remodeling. The transcript is spliced from 21 exons. Gene Ontology annotation, cellular component: nucleus. Lineage: Eukaryota; Metazoa; Chordata; Mammalia; Primates; Indriidae. Gene Ontology annotation, molecular function: DNA helicase activity; ATP binding; ATP-dependent chromatin remodeler activity. The record is from RefSeq and is a predicted model, not a curated record.
AUGGAGCGCACGGGGGAAGCGGCCCGCCGGGGCGACGUGCCCAGCUUCUUACUGGCCCUGCAGACUUCUGAAGGCAGACCCGAGGCGGCGCGGGCGCGGGUGCAGGAGCAGGACUUGUGGCAGUGGGGGCUGACAGGGAUUCAUCUGCACUCUUAUCAACUGGAGGGAGUCAACUGGCUAGCCCAGUGCUUCCAUCGUCAAAAUGGCUGCAUCCUGGGAGAUGAGAUGGGCCUGGGGAAGACCUGCCAAACUAUCGCUCUCUUCAUUUACUUGGCAGGAAGAUUAAAUGAUGAAGGACCAUUUCUGAUUCUUUGUCCCUUGUCCGUUUUGAGCAACUGGAAAGAAGAGAUGGCGAGGUACAAAGUGGAUCUAACUGAAAUUGUAUUGUUUACAUUGGUGAAGAUUUUUUUUUCUUGGAUGAUAUGUAAAAUAUGACAAAAACAACACUUUUCUUCCUUAAUUUUUCAGAUUUGCUUGAAAGAUGCAUCUUUUCUAAAAUCAUUCCCUUGGAGUGUUCUUGUUGUGGAUGAAGCUCACAGGUUGAAAAACCAAAGCUCCCUGCUGCAUAAGACUCUUUCAGAGUUCUCAGUAGUCUUCAGUCUCCUGUUGACCGGAACUCCCAUCCAGAACAGCCUGCAAGAACUCUACUCCCUCCUCAGUUUUGUGGAGCCUGAUCUAUUUCCCAAGGAACAGGUGGAAGCUUUUGUUCAACGUUACCAGGAUAUUGAGAAAGAGUCCGAGUCAGCCAGUGAAUUGCACAGACUCUUGCAGCCAUUUCUGCUGAGACGAGUGAAAACUGAGGUAGCUACAGAGCUUCCCAAGAAGACAGAAGUAGUGAUAUACCACGGCAUGUCAGCAUUGCAGAAAAAAUACUACAAGGCCAUUUUGAUGAAAGACCUAGAUUAUUGGCAGUGGGUUCUUUCUUUUCCAGGUGUGGAGCCAGAGCCUUUUGAAGUUGGAGACCAUCUGAUUGAGGCUAGUGGGAAACUUCACCUACUGGAUAAGCUGCUGGCAUUCCUGUAUUCCAAGGGCCAUCGGGUUUUACUUUUCUCCCAAAUGACCCAGAUGUUGGAUAUUCUCCAAGACUACAUGGAUUACAGAGGCUACAGCUAUGAGCGUGUGGAUGGUUCCAUGAGAGGAGAAGAGAGACACUUGGCCAUUAAGAACUUUGGACAGCAGCCCAUUUUCAUUUUCCUUCUGAGUACCAGGACAGGUGGAGUUGGCAUGAACUUAACGGCAGCAGAUACUGUGAUUUUUGUCGACAGUGAUUUUAAUCCUCAGAAUGACUUGCAAGCAGCUGCCAGGGCUCACCGAAUUGGCCAGAACAAGUCUGUUAAGGUUAUUCGGCUGAUUGGCCGGGACACCGUGGAAGAAAUAGUCUAUAGGAGAGCAGCCUCCAAACUGCAGCUCACCAACGUGAUCAUAGAAGGAGGCCAUUUUACUCUGGGAGCCCAGAAACCUUCAGCCGAUGCUGACCUCCAGUUGAGUGAGGUACUCAAAUUUGGUUUGGAUAAACUACUGUCCUCUGAGGGGAGCACCAUGGAUGAAAUAGACCUGGAGUCCAUCCUGGGGGGAACAAAAGAUGGCCAGUGGAUCUCGGAUGCCUUGCCUGCAGCAGAAGGAGGGAGCAGAGAGCAAGAGGAAGGAAAAAACCAUAUGUACUUAUUUGAAGGUAAAGAUUAUUCUAAAGAGCCUAGUAAGGAAGACAGAAAAUCAUUUGAACAACUGGUGAAUCUUCAGAAAACCCUUUUGGAGAAAACUAGUCAAGUGGGCCGGUCACUCCGAAAGAAAGGCAGUGUUCUUAUCCCAGGCCUAGGGGAGGGGUCUACUAAAAGGAAGCAUAUUCUGAGCCCAGAAGAGCUGGAGGACAGACGCAAGAAAAGACAAGAAGCAGCAGCCAAGAGAAAGAGACUAAUAGAGGAGAAGAAGAGGGAAAAGGAAGAAGCCGAACAUAAGAAAAAGAUGGCCUGGUGGGAGGCCAACAAUUACCAGUCCUUCUGCCUGCCCUCCGAGGACAGUGAGCCAGAGGACCUUGAGGAUGGGGAAGAUGAGAGCUCUAACGAGCUGGAUUAUGGAGACCCAGACUCAACCUCGGUCAAGUACGUCAGUGGUGAUGUCACCCACCCUCAGACGGGGGCCGAGGACGCUGUCAUCGUGCACUGCGUAGAUGAUUCUGGCCGCUGGGGCAGAGGUGGUUUAUUCACAGCUCUGGAAACACGAUCAGCUGAGCCAAGAAAAAUAUAUGAGCUGGCUGGGAAAAUGAAAGACUUGAGUUUAGGAGGUGUCCUUUUAUUUCCUAUUGAUGAUAAAGAGUCAAGAAAUCAAGGACAAGAUUUGUUGGCCUUGAUUGUGGCUCAGCACCGUGAUCGCUCCAAUGUCCUGUCUGGCAUUAAGAUGGCAGCCCUAGAAGAGGGCCUGAAGAAGAUAUUUUUAGCAGCAAAGAAAAGGAAAGCAAGUGUUCAUCUUCCACGCAUCGGACACUCCACCAAAGGUUUUAACUGGUAUGGUACGGAGCGACUUAUUCGCAAACAUUUGGCUGCAAGAGGCAUCCCAACUUACGUAUACUACUUUCCUAGAAGCAAGGCUGCUGUUCUUCAUUCACAGUCCUCAUCUUCUUUCGCAAGACAGCUGGUGUCUUAAUGAUUGGCCUAGGGUCAGAUCCAGUCUUUAGCAACCAGCCAAGAAGAUAUUUUCCCAGAGCUACUGUAAUAGAGUAUUUCAAAAAGGAAUCGGAAUCUGGUGGCCUCUGAGAUUGUGUCACUCUGGUCUGGUACCUGUAAUAUGGGGAAGCACAACUUAUUUGGGAAAGCCCUUUGUCCGCAGUUGGCAUAGCUAUUGACAUGAUAAU